CCCGCAAGCAGCUCAUCGCGCUAUGUCUUCUGUUUAUCAGAGCUUUCUCUCUCGUCAUUACAAGAGAGAGAAACGGGUAGAAACCAAAACCUUUAUCACUUCUCUUCAAAUCCUAUCCAAUUCAGCGCUCACCGCCGCUGAAUCUUCUUCUUCCCAGGUUUCUCUCCCUGUUUUCGUUUUCCUUUUCUUCUUCGUCCUGUUGCGGAGAUAUCCUCCUUGAGCCGUGGAUCGAGUUAUGCAGCAAGCUGAUCGGACGGUUCUAAGCUUGAGACCUGGUGGCGGUCGACCUAGACUCCUUGGUCCUCGCUUUGAGCAUUCAUCCUCCUCUUCCUCAUCGUCUUCAUCUUCUUUUACCUUCGGUUCAUUUUCCUCUGAUCUUUCCACCCUCCCGCCCCAUGGCGGGCCUUCCGCUUCAUUGUCUGUGAAUGCUGAAGAUUCACGGUUUGAGGGUCGUGAGCGUGUUCGAUAUACCCGAGAUCAGCUUUUGCGGCUUCGAGUGCAGCUUCGAGAGGCUGUGGAAGUUCCAGAUGAUAUACUAAUACUUAAACGGGAUCUUGAAGUGGAAAUUUUUGGCGAGGAACAAAGUUGGAGUCGUGGAGAGAGCAAUCAACCUAAUCAGUCUCAGAAUCGCUAUUCUGAGCCAGACAGUCGUGACUGGCGUGGCCGUUCUGCCCAAUUCUCUGCUUCUGGAGAGGAGAGGUCCAGGGAAACAAAUCGAGAUAGAGAUGUUGGUGGUCAUUUUGACUCUAGACAGCAAGACGCAAACCAAUUCAAUCGUCAAGAGCAUUGGACCAGGACCACUUCUAACCAAGGGGGAGGACUUCCCGCUUUAAUCAAAGCUGAGGUUCCAUGGUCAGCUAGGAGAGGAAAUCUUUCUGAAAAGGAUCGUGUCUUGAAGACUGUAAAGGGGAUAUUGAACAAGCUAACACCAGAAAAGUUCGAUCUCCUCAAGGGUCAGCUAAUGGACUCCGGAAUCACCUCCGCUGAUAUUUUGAAGGAUGUCAUUUCACUGAUUUUUGAUAAGGCUGUUCUCGAGCCCACAUUUUGCCCCAUGUAUGCCCAAUUGUGUUCUGAUCUGAAUCAGAAGCUACCUCAAUUUCCCUCCGAUGAACCUGGUGGAAGGGAAAUUACUUUUAAACGAGUCCUCUUAAAUAUCUGUCAGGAGGCUUUUGAAGGUGCAGACAAGUUGAGGGAAGAGGUUAGGCAGAUGAUUGCCCCUGAGCAAGAGAGCGAGCGCAGAGAUAAAGAAAGACUGAUCAAACUUCGUACUCUUGGAAAUAUUCGAUUAAUUGGAGAGCUUCUGAAGCAAAAGAUGGUGCCUGAGAAGAUUGUCCACCACAUCGUGCAGGAACUUUUAGGACCAGAUAACAAAAUCUGUCCUGCUGAAGAAAAUGUGGAGGCCAUCUGUCAGUUCUUUAACACCAUAGGUAAGCAGCUAGACGAGAAUACAAAAUCGCGGCGUAUAAAUGACAUGUACUUUGGCCGAUUGAAAGAAUUGACUACACUCCCUCAGUUGGCUCCACGUUUGAAGUUCAUGGUCCGCGAUGUUCUUGAUUUGCGAGCUAACAAUUGGGUACCUAGGCGUGAAGAGGUUAAAGCCAAAACUAUUACUGAAAUACAUUCAGAGGCAGAAAAAAAUCUGGGACUACGUCCUGGUACUACUAUCAAUAUCAGAAAUAGUCGUGGUGUUGUGUCUGGCUCUCCUGGGAACACCAGCCCUGGGGGCUUUCCUAUCAAUCGACCUGGUUUGGGGGGUAUGAUGCCGGGCAUGCCAGGAACCAGGAAGAUGCCUGGUAUGCCAGGAAUGGAUAAUGACAAUUGGGAGGUUCCUAGGGCCCGUACUGUACCUAGGGGGGCAAACGGAUCUGGUAUGCAGCCUUCUGGACGUGGCCAGACACAGUUGAUUGGCAAAGCAUCAACCUUGAAUGCGAGGCUACUACCCCAGAGUUCUGGUGGCCUCAUUAGUAACAAGACUAGUGCUCAAUUGCAGGGUGCAGGAGCAUCUACUACUCGUCCUAUUAACUUCGGUCAAGGGUUGGGUCAUAAACCUAUUACGGCAGCAAUGGUCCUUCCACCUGCUGAGAGACCACAGGUUCCAGCUGCAUCUUUAAAACAAGUUGAUCUCAAAAAGAAAACUCUCUCUCUUCUUGAAGAAUAUUUUAGUAUCCGGAUUUUGGAUGAGGCUUUACAGUGCGUGGAAGAACUCAUGUCACCAGCUUACCAUCCUGAAGUUGUAAAAGAAGCCAUUUCUUUAGCCCUAGAGAAAAGCCCACCCUGUGUUGAAGCAGUCGUAAAGUUUCUGGCCUAUUUACUCUCCAGGAAGGUUUUUACUGCUGGAGACAUUGAGACUGGAUGUUUGCUAUAUGCUUCUGUGCUCGACGACGCAGGCAUUGAUUUACCAAAAGCCCCAAUCAAUUUCGGAGUGAUAAUUGGGAAACUUGUUAUAUCUGGUAGUUUGGAUUUUCAGGUGGUGAAGGAGCUCCUUAAGAAGGUGGAAGAUGACAGGUUCAGGAAAGACAUAUUUGAUGCUGUCUUGCAGACGCUAAGUUCUGAUGUGUCUGGACAAGGAUUACUGGAUUCAUUGGCAUCCUAUAUCGAGGCCUGUCGAAGUCUAGCAUGUUAACGCAAAUCUUAUUGCUUCGAGUUCUCUAGUUACAGACAUCAGAUGGAACUUUUUGCCCUUGGUUUCGUUAUGGCAUGCCCCGCCUCGUUUGCGUUCCUCAUAUGAUGAACAACAUGUAUUUCAUUAUCUGACAAGGUGGCUACAAAGAACAGGUAAUUUUAUUUGAGUUGUAUAUUGUUUUUUGGAGUCUGGUAGAAAAUAUGUUUAUUGAGAUUUCAAAUCAAACCCCAUAAUGCCAUUGGUUUUGCUCUCCAACCAUGGCUAAAUCAUGCCUGUUAUUUUUACAUACACAUUCAAAAAAAAGUUAAAACAUCAUUUUUUUUAUUUCUUAUUU
Messenger RNA from Cucurbita moschata (crookneck pumpkin), 2957 nucleotides. Its product is annotated as eukaryotic translation initiation factor-like. The record is from RefSeq and is a predicted model, not a curated record. Bases 236 to 2623 code for a protein of 795 amino acids. NCBI's taxonomy places the organism in Eukaryota, Viridiplantae, Streptophyta, Magnoliopsida, Cucurbitales, Cucurbitaceae. Gene Ontology annotation, molecular function: translation initiation factor activity; protein binding; mRNA binding. The transcript is spliced from 9 exons. Gene Ontology annotation, cellular component: eukaryotic translation initiation factor 4F complex.